Messenger RNA from Anopheles nili, 3063 nucleotides. It is a transcript of the gene ear, whose product is annotated as protein AF-9. The coding region runs from base 1 to 3063 and encodes 1020 amino acids. The record is from RefSeq and is a predicted model, not a curated record. Gene Ontology annotation, biological process: regulation of DNA-templated transcription. Gene Ontology annotation, cellular component: super elongation complex. Lineage: Eukaryota; Metazoa; Arthropoda; Insecta; Diptera; Culicidae. The transcript has 2 exons.
AUGUCGGUAAAAGUCAGCUUUGAAAUCGGUCACGUGGCCGCUCUAAAAAGCCGGCCAACAGCAGAAGGAUACACUCACGAUUGGGAGCUGUUUGUGCGCGGCGUAGAUGGCAGCGAUAUUGGUCAUUUCGUCGACAAAGUCGUCUUUAACCUACACGAAUCCUUCCCGAAACCGAAGCGAGUGUUCAAGGAACCUCCCUACUUGUUGAAAGAAGCCGGUUAUGCUGGAUUCAUCCUGCCCGUAGAGAUAUACUUCAAGAACCGGGACGAUCCAAAAAAGGCAGUAUUCAAUUAUGAUCUCGAUUUGACGCCGGUAAAAAAUCAACGUCAGGAGUAUGUCUUUCAUAAUCCCUCCGAUGAGUUUCGACGCAAACUACUGAAAGGCGGUGGUCUAAUCACAUCGAGCGGAUCAGGUAGCUCCGGCAACAACGCCGUUAACGAUUAUAAAAGCAACCGAGGUGGUGGUCAUGGAACGAGCAGUGGAGCAGAAAGGUCUCUAUCGUCCAGCGGCUCGUCACAGGAGAAGAAAUCGAAAUCGAAGUCUUCUACCUCAGUCGAUGAUACCAAGGGACAGUUUGCGGAAUUAUUUGGGUCGCCUUUUUCCCACAAAUCCAGUGGAAGUGGCGGCGGCAGUGGAACUAGUAAAGUAUCACCGGACCCCAAACAAACAUCUGGCAGUAAGACGUCUCCACUUGUAUCCGCAACCGGUAGCAGCAAGGCGCAAUCUGGACAAAAAUCGGCAUCAGAUUCAAGAGCUCUGUCGAACUCCUCCUCAUCGGCGACAAACUCUUCUUCCACCGUGUCCAAGGAGAAGGACAAAUCGUCCUCCUCGAAGCACAAACAUUCGAGCCCGAACAAGGAGAGCAAGAAAUCUUCCAACUCCACAUCUAUAGCAACAGCAAGCGGGAAUGGACCAACGGAGGAGAAGCACAGUAAAGAUAAAAAGGACAAAAGUCACGCAAAGGAACGUGACAAAAGUAGCAAGGACAAAGGUGCAACUAGUAAUAGCUCGGGGGCCGGGUCCCUGGCUGGAGGCGGCAGUUUACAAUUACUUUCUGGAUCUGUUGCUUCUUCUACUGCCGCUUCCACAAAGCGGCCUAUUUCGGCCAGUCCAAAACGCUCGAGCACAAGCAGCAAUAAUAGCAAUAAUAGUGGUAGCAUAAGCAAUAGCACUAGUAAUCCUACAGUUCCUAAUAGCAGUACUGGCCUACCAUCGGGACUAUCGGGGGCUGUCGGUACGCACUCCAUAAGUAAAGGCUCCGACAUCAAACGGAGUACUAGUGAGAAGGAGAAAAAGAGCAGCAAAAAAGAAAAGAAAAGUUACGAAAAGGAUAGGGAUCGAUCGGAUUCCUCCAACCAACGUAAGGGUGACCGAAACGUUGAGCAUCAACCACAGCAAAAGACACAAACGAACUCUUCCGGACAGUCAAUGCUCUCCUCAUCAGGGUCUUCGAAGGGCGGAGAUGGUGCCCCUACUUCUGCAAGUUCGAAAUCUUCGUCAGGGUUCACCUCUGGUAGCAAAACAAAUAAUACUAUUCCACCCUCCACGCUCGACGGAACCAAAGAUGGAGUAAACGCUAAAGCGUCUGCUUCGUCUAUAGCAGCAAGCUCGAACGUAAACUCUUCUGCAGCCAGUGGCGGUAACUCUCGGGACAAAAAGCAACAGUAUAAUUCUAGCGAAUCCAUAUCCACGAAAUCAGACCCUGCGGUGGCUUCGACUAAGGGAAUGGACAGAAAUGAGAAAGACCGGGAGAAAGACGAUGCCCGGAAACACAAACAUAAGAAGAAGGAUAAAUCGAAAGAAAAAGAAAAGGAUCGAUCUUCAGCUGGGAAAGAGAAAAAGGAUCGUAAAGACAAAGAGAAACCCGUCGGAGGCGAUGUUGGUCCCGGAAAGGGAGCUUACUCAACCCCAACACGCGAUCUUGGUGUGGAUGGUGCCGUGCAAUCGUCUAAGUCAAAAACUCACAGCACCAAUAGUGAUUCUUCUGGUAAACCGGCCGGUCCCGAUCGCGACAAGGCUCCGCCCAUGAUGACACAUCAACUGGCGACGGGAGCAAGGCAUGGUACACACCAGCAGCAGUCGCACCAAAAGUCGGUCACUCCAAUCGAGACUCUUCUCGGGCAGAUCAGCGGAGAGGAAAACUCGAACGAUACCGAUGGAGUAGCAGGCGGAGAUAAUAGCCGAGCGCCAUCAACCUUGCCGAACGAGAAGGAUUCCGAAGCGUCAAAUAGUAGCAUCGCAGAUUUACUACCAACCGUUGGCAACGUUUCCUCGUCGUCAUCCCAUCAGCAUAGACCGCCCUCAGCCACCAACUCGGGAGUCGCCAGCCGUGGGGCAGUAACGGAAACGAACGACAAAUAUCAUCAUCAUAAGAGCAAAAAGGACAAAACCGCUAAAGGACAGCUUGCUUCCACUCCACCGAUGGAGUCAAAGGACGUAUCGAAUGAGCCAGUUAAAAAACGAAAGCGAAAGAACAAAGACACCGAAUCGGAUAAGGUGAAAGAUACUACGAUAAGCCAAGGGGUCUCAGCGAACGAUUCUACAUUAUCGGGAUCAAAGGAUCGUCGCAGCCCCUCGCCACCCUCUCCGCCUACAUCGUCAAACAGCCUUAUGGAACCUCCAGCAAAGGUGCCGAAGAAAGACGAACACGCGCAUGUCUCUGCGGGCGGGGGAGUUAGCAAAGGAGUGGCCGACUCAAUAGACCAUACGAUAAAUAAUAAUAAUAACAACAACAAUUUCAAACAAUCGAGCACAGCGCCUGAAAAUAAUGGUAGUAGCUCGUACUUUGCUGCAGGAGCCAGUACAACAGGGCCCACUGUCGGAAAUGUUGGUAGUGCAACUAGUGGAACAGGGGUCUCGCUUACUGGCGACUACAUGUUGGAGCUGAAGGAUCUUCAACAAAAGAUCAUGACGCUUCAGGACAACACGGAGCUGCAGCGGGUCGUGGAGAUGAUUGCGGCUACGGGGUGUUACGAAAUUACGAGCGCCACCUUCGACUUCGAUCUGUGUGCACUAGAUCGUGUGACGGUGCAACGGUUGCAGGAAUUUUUCGCAACAUCCUGA